GUCAUUUUGAUCUUUAGAACAGUGAGUAAUAUAAAUUUUAAUUUUAAAAAUAGAUUAGAGCCACAUCAGAGAUUGUUCAGCUCUUUAAAUAGCUAUAAUUACCAAUCUCUCUCUUGUUAUUUCGUUUUAGUUAACCUCAUUCCAAAUCGCCAAGAUGAGUUUGCAGUGGACAAUUAUCGCCGGGUUUUUGUACGCAGAAAUCGCAGUAGUACUCCUUCUGGUACUCCCUGUUGCUUCACCAAGAAGAUGGAAUUCUUUCUUCAAAUCGAAGUUUUUGCAAGGAUUACAGAAGCAGGCCGGAUUUUACUUCUUGAUGCUUCUGGGUAUUUUAGUAUUGUUCCUUCUUGACGCCAUUAGAGAAAUGAGAAAAUAUUCUAAUCUAGAAGCUGAAGAACAUGGCCAUGCUCACCUUGAUCGUGAGAUGCAAGGCAGCAUGAGACUCUUCAGAGCUCAACGUAACUUCUAUAUAUCUGGUUUUGCUUUGUUCCUGUCACUUGUCAUCAGAAGACUUGUUAUUCUUAUCUCUGAACAAGCUACUUUACAAGCCCAGUCAGAAGCAUCAAUGAGACAAGCCCAAAGUGCAACUACUGCAGCUAAGAGUUUAUUGGCCCAACGUGGAGAAGUAGCACAAAAUGAGAGUAAUGAAGCUCAUGACCAGGUAAACGAACUCAAGACAAAAAUUCAGAAACUUGAAGACGAAUUAAAAACAGAACAGACAGAUAAGACUGCCAUAAAGACUCAAGCUGAGAAUUUGGCCAAGGAAUAUGACAGAUUGGCCGAGGAGCACAGCAAACUACAAAAGAAGCUGACAGUCCAGGGAGCUGAAAAGAAAGGCGAAUAAUGUACAUUAAAAAACGUUGAUUGCACAUCCUAUAACUAUCUAUAAUAAAAGCUUUGGUUGUAACAAGCUCUAGUGUAAAUAAGAUAAGACUUGGUGAUUGGCUAUAGUGAGAGAUAUGCUAUUUUUUAAUAAUAUUCGAAUAGUAGAUAAAAAAUUUGUCUUGAAAUUAGUUUUUCAAAAUCUUUAUUUUUUCAUUUUUAUUAGAGGUCACGUGGAGAAAGUUUUUUAUUAAUAUGGUUAAGAACUUUGAAAGAACUGCACUGGUUUUCAACCAGUUCAACCCUUUACAUUAGAUAAACAUACACUAAGGUGAUUUUUAUACAAUCUAUUCCAUCAUGCAGAUGUGUCAUAACUAUCCCGCCGAUCUGUUAACGACCAGAUCGAUUAAAAACCUCAUAAAUAUCGUUGAUAUGCCUAAACGUAAACAUACUAUCAGCAGGCCUUGUUUCAUUGAUCCAGUAGACCAGACAAAUCUUUUAAAAAUCUACUUUGUGUGUACCUUCCUACAUACACGAAUAUAUUGUCCCUAGAAUUGUUAUGUAUGUCGUUUUGACUGAUGAUUUUUUGACAUAAUAAGUGAUUGUAGUACACAUAGCAGAUAUUAAAAUCGUUAAAUCGUUUGAAUCACAAUGCGUACUUGCAUAAACUCUUAUAUUGAGUGACUUUUCAUUUCCAAUAAUCAGUGAUUUUUCUGAAUACAUUGGAAACAUCUCACAGAUGUUUUAUGUGAUCAGCAGUUUUCGUUGAGUUUGAAGAACUAUUUGUAUGUAGCUGAUUUUAGAAUUUUCAGUGUCUACUGCAUUUAUUUAUUAUGUCAAUUGCAGGAUAAUGUUUUUGGUGUUCUGAUGUUAUCUUUGUAUUCCAUUUGUUUUUAAUUUAUUAUAAUUUUUUUGAAUAACAUGAGUUUGUAUAAUUUAAUAAAAUAAAUCCAUUUUAAAAAAGGAG
Messenger RNA from Diabrotica balteata, 1786 nucleotides. The record is from the annotation of a GenBank genome assembly. NCBI's taxonomy places the organism in Eukaryota, Metazoa, Arthropoda, Insecta, Coleoptera, Chrysomelidae.